AUGUGCACGGGGGAGUCGUGGCGCGGCGGCGUGGCGCGCUCGCCCUCCCACGAGUCCGUGACGACGGACCUGUCGCUGUUCAGCGUCUCCUCCGCCGCGUCGGAUGCCAGGGUGCUGCGGUUACUGGCCUGCAAGGCCGGGCAAGGUCCCGACCCGUCGCUACGAGUGGCCAGCCCGAACCCGGAUAGCAAAUAUUUGAAACGUCCGUCGUCGUCGUCGCUGCCGCUGGCGCCGGACCAGUGCCGCGAGCUGCUGGCGGGCUGCGCGGCGCUGUGUGCCCAGCUGGGGCUGCGCCGCUCCUUCAGCGCCGCCGACGUCGCCAGCAGGGAGCCCUGUCUGCCACUGCGGAGCGCUACUUCAGAAGUGGGUCUCUCGGCAGCCCUGGAGGCUCUCACCAUGAGCGCGGCAUCACGCUCCUGCAGCACCUGGGUCGCUGUAGGAGGGUCCCAGCUGCCGUCCCCGCAGCGGUCCCAGCUGGUGCAGGCGCCGCAACGAAGUCUGCUCACUGAUAACAAAAAGGUCCGUCAGAGCUACAUAAAACGCCGCCUACUGACCACAUACCGCGCGCUCGAACGCAUGUCGCAGUCGGACUUCAACCUGGACAGGCUCGAGGCUGCAGCGGCCCUGGCGUCCGGCGGCGUCAGUCUGCCUGUACCCCCACACAAACACACUCGGAUUGUACAUCCUGAAGCAGCAGCUUUAGCUCUGACAGCGGCGGACCUCGAGCGCGAGCGAGGACGGCCACUGUCCAAGUACGAGCGGAACAUGAUGAUAUUCAACUGGUUACACACGCUGGACGAACCCGCGCCAUUCUAG
Molecule: messenger RNA, 816 nt
Organism: Spodoptera littoralis (African cotton leafworm)
Lineage: Eukaryota; Metazoa; Arthropoda; Insecta; Lepidoptera; Noctuidae
Source: the annotation of a GenBank genome assembly